This is a messenger RNA of Vombatus ursinus (common wombat), 930 nucleotides long. RefSeq names its product olfactory receptor 4C46-like. Gene Ontology annotation, biological process: G protein-coupled receptor signaling pathway. Gene Ontology annotation, molecular function: G protein-coupled receptor activity; olfactory receptor activity. The record is from RefSeq and is a predicted model, not a curated record. Gene Ontology annotation, cellular component: membrane. The coding region runs from base 1 to 930 and encodes 309 amino acids. The transcript has a single exon. NCBI's taxonomy places the organism in Eukaryota, Metazoa, Chordata, Mammalia, Diprotodontia, Vombatidae.
AUGGAUAAUGGAAAUAAUGUGACUGAAUUUAUCCUAUUGGGGCUGACCGAGAAUCCAAAGAUGCAGAAAAUUAUUGCUGUCGUGUUUUUCAUUGUGUAUGCUAUAACUAUUGUGGGUAAUACACUCAUUGUCAUCACUAUUAUCCUCAACCCUAGCCUGGAUUCCCCCAUGUACUUUUUUCUUGCCUACCUAUCCUUUAUAGAUGCCUGUUAUUCCUCUGUUAAUGCACCUAAACUCAUUAUAGACUCACUUUCUGAAAAGAAAACCAUUUUCUUCAAUGGUUGUAUGAUGCAAGUCUUUGGAGAACACUUCUUUGGAGGUGCUGAGGUUAUCCUGCUCACAGUAAUGGCUUAUGACCGAUAUGUAGCAAUUUGCAAGCCCCUGCACUACACGACCAUCAUGAAUUGGCGGUUGCGUGCCCUCCUGGUGUGUGUGGUCUGGAUAGGAGGCUUACUCCAUGCAACAAUACAAAUGCCUUUCAUAAUCAAGAUACCAUUUUGUGGUCCCAAUGUCAUAGAUCACUUUAUGUGUGACUUAAAUCCUUUGCUGAACCUUGCCUGCACUGACACUCACAUCCUUGGUUUAUUUGUUGCAGCCAACAGUGGUUUUAUCUGCUUCUUAAAUUUCCUUCUGUUGAUGGUCUCAUAUACUGUCAUCCUGAGUUCUCUGAAGACUCAGAGUGUGGAGGGGAGAUGCAAAGCCCUCUCUACCUGUGGUUCACACAUUACUGUAGUUGUUUUAUUCUUUGUUCCCUGUAUUUUUAUCUAUAUGAGGCCUGCAAUAACCUUUCCCAUCGAUAAAGCAGUUGCAGUCUUCUACACAAUCAUCACCCCCAUGUUAAACCCUUUAAUCUAUACACUGAGAAAUGCCCAAAUGAAAACUGCCAUUAAAAAAUUAUUCAGUCAAAAGGAGACUUUGGUUAGCACAUAA